Molecule: messenger RNA, 1500 nt
Organism: Eruca vesicaria subsp. sativa (arugula)
Lineage: Eukaryota; Viridiplantae; Streptophyta; Magnoliopsida; Brassicales; Brassicaceae
Source: the annotation of a GenBank genome assembly
AUUGGGGGUUAUUUCCCAUUCUCCGACCAUUUCAAAACCCUACUUCAAACCCCUAAGGAGGGCUCUCUCGGGAAAAAGAACACGCCGAAAUCGGGCGAAAUGGCUUCUUCUAUACCAAUUCGAUCUCGCCUUGUCCCAAGUUUACUUAAGCUUCGAUCUCCCAACCCAAGGAGGAUGCUGUUAUCUACGGAAGCUUCUUCUUCUUCUUCAUCGAAGGGCCAGCAGCAGUCUCUCUUUUCUGAUUUUCCACCGCCAAAUGAGCUUCCUCCUCCUCCACCUGAGGCAGCAGCCGCGGAGGCUCUAGGGAAGGAGCGGAAAGGUCUAAAGUAUCUAAGUAACGGACUAAUCUGGGCAAUCACUGGUGCUACCGCUGCUGUUGGUUACACUAGCUAUGCUUACACAUUAGAUGAGGUGAAUGAAAAGACUAAGUCCUUCCGUGAAUCAGCUAUGAAGCCACCACCUGCUCUUGAUUCUUCCGGCAUUGAUAAAUAUCAGGCAAUGUUGUACUCUGCUGCCAUCAAAGUCCCUGCCAGAGCCAUUGAAAUGUAUCUGGAGCUUAGGGAACGUGUGGAGGAACACGUUAAAGGAUUUACAGAACCUCUCUCAGAAAAGCUUCUUCCAGAUUUGCAUCCCUCAGAACAGAAUGUAGUCUACACUCUCGUUCUUGAUUUGAAUGAGACUCUGCUUUACACUGACUGGAAGCGAGAAAGAGGGUGGAGGACGUUCAAAAGACCAGGUGUGGAUGCAUUCUUGGAGCACCUUGGCAAAUUCUAUGAGAUUGUCGUCUAUUCUGACCAAAUGGAUAUGUAUGUAUAUCCGGUCUGUGAGAAGUUAGACCCGAAUGGCUACAUUCGUUAUAAGCUAGCAAGAGGCGCUACUAAAUAUGAGAACGGAAAGCACUACAGGGAUCUGUCUAAGCUGAACAGAGACCCCAAGAGGAUUCUGUAUGUUAGCGGGAAUGCUUUUGAGACAAGCCUUCAGCCAGAGAAUUGCGUGCCAAUCAAGCCUUACAAACUCGAAUCUGAUGACACUGCGCUUGUCGAUCUUAUACCCUUCCUCGAAUAUGUUGCACGUAACGGUCCAGCGGAUAUCAGACCGGUUCUAGCCUCUUACGAGAGAAAAGAUGUUGCCAAAGAGUUCCUUGAGAGAUCCAUAGAGUAUCAAAAGCGAAUGCAAGGACAAAGACAAGGCCGACUCUGGAGACGUUGAAAGGAUCUAUAAAACAUUUUAUGUAUAGUGAGAGACGAUUAUAUCCUCAUUGAUGCAUUACACCAUAAAACAGGUAAUAGGUAAACUUGGAACUAAAAUCGCAUCUCUCUCAUAAAAAAAAAAAAAGAAGGCUGUGUUAUGUUUUUACCAAAUUUUUGCUCUUGUGACCUUUGUCUCGGCUGUAAAACUUUCUUUUUGUUUGAGUUAACAAAUAUAUUUGUGUUCGAUUCUGUUUUGGUUGAUUACCAAAUGAAUAAUGAAUUUGAAAAAGUUAAUUGGUUGAAACGGCUA